Jaculus jaculus (lesser Egyptian jerboa) is the source of this 4289-nucleotide messenger RNA. It is a transcript of the gene Palb2, whose product is annotated as partner and localizer of BRCA2. The record is from RefSeq and is a predicted model, not a curated record. NCBI's taxonomy places the organism in Eukaryota, Metazoa, Chordata, Mammalia, Rodentia, Dipodidae. Gene Ontology annotation, molecular function: DNA binding; protein binding. Gene Ontology annotation, biological process: double-strand break repair via homologous recombination. Gene Ontology annotation, cellular component: nucleoplasm. The coding region runs from base 139 to 3375 and encodes 1078 amino acids. The transcript has 14 exons.
CGAGUCCGCAGCGGACAGCUGAUCGCGCGCUGCGGGCUUCGGAGGCCCAGAUUCCUCCCCGGGGGGCUCCCGGACGCAGUGAACACCAGUUGGGUCCCCGAGAUUGUAGGUCGGGGGCUGACAUCGGCCUCCAGCCCGAUGGACGAGCCUCUCGGGAAGCCUCUCAGCGGUGCGGAGAAGGAAAAGUUGAAGGAAAAGCUAGCGUUUUUGAAAAGAGAAUAUAGCAAGACACUGGCCCGCCUUCAGCGUGCCCAAAGAGCCGAGAAGGUUAAGAGUUACAAGAAAACAGUUGAAGAAGGUUGUUUGCUCCAGCAGGAAAGCUCGCAACAGGUGAACCACUCAGAACCUAUAAAUGAAAGAUCUCCUUGUGGCAGAUUACAAAUCAACUAUCUUGUUGAGGAAACUGGAGAAAACUCAUCUGUGAUAAUUGAUGUUGACCCAGAAUCCUUGAGCCCUAAGGACGGCCGAGAAGGACCAUUUAAACCAAGAACAGAUAAUGUCCAAGAACCUCUUCUGUAUCGCAGCAGUGGCCCUGGUGGAGAGAAAAGGCAGAGUGAGCAACCGUGGAGAACAAAGAAAAUGUGCAUUUCACAGGAGAAGAAGUGUCUGCUUGGCUCCGAUUCUCUGUUACUUUCUGGUGAACAACUAAAGAAACAGGAAGCAGUCAAUGGCAAAAGCUCGAGGUCCCCAGUAACUGAAAUAACUCACCUUUUAAGUCUUAAGUCUCAAGUCCCAGACCCCCCAGAACUAGUUACAAGGCAUACUGGAGAAGGGGCGAUAAUUUCCCCAGCUGCCAGAUCAGAAAGGGCUGUUGAUCCACUCUCUGGAAGAAGUCGGGUCUCCAGCGACACUGCAGUCCCCUUACCUGCCAGCAGUACUAGUCAGCACCUUGACCUGACCCUUCCUAACGUUAGCCCUGCUUCAGCCAUACACCUAGAAACACAAGGCAGUACUGAUAACCCAGUAGGAAAUGAAGCUGUGAAUACCACUGGUCAGUUGCCUGGAAGUCCUAAAUUAGAUAACUUGUGUUCUAUGAAUGAGUGCACUUAUAGCAACUUAUCAGUAGCUAUAAACCAAAGCUUAGAGCCAGAUCACAUAGGGAAAUCAUUAAAAUCUGACAACAUUCUUGAUAGCAGGAGUGAAAAUCUUCAGAAAAAUGAAGUUCUAAGUCAAUCUAAGAGUUUUAGUCCAGAAGCACUCUCUCCUACAGAAAAUCAAAUACAUUCUUGCACGGUACUUGAAGGACUUUUAUUUCCUGCAGAAUACUAUGUUAGAACAACACGUCAUAUGUCAGAUUGUCAGAGAAAAAUAGCCCUUGAAGCUGUAAUUCAAAGUCAUUUAGGUGUCAAGAAGAAAGGGCUUAAAAAUAAGGAAGCAACUAAAAAUGUAAACCUUUCCAGUGAAGAAAUUGACCACAGGGAAACUAGCAUGUUGGACUCACACCCAAGACAGACAAGUUUGAGGGGUCUUCAGCAACCUUUCUCUUCAGCUAAAGGCUCGUCUGCAGGGCCAACUGGAGACAGCUGCUCUAGGAAAGCUGCUAUGCAGCCAUCUGGUAAGAGACUCCGGGGGAAAAGGAGAUCGGCAUGCACUUUGACACUGGAUCAUCGUGAGCUCCUUUUUCCAACUCCUAGCACAUUGGGCAUUACCAGAUCCAAGGCCAGAUUCACUUCUCAUGUGCAUCAGAAUGGAAAAGCAGUUAUCCAUGACUUUCAGUUACCUGACGAAGACUUUGGCCCUCUUAAGAUUGAAAAACUGAAGUCCUGCUCAGAAAGACUGACUGAGUGUCUUGGAAAGAGACUUCCUCAACAGGGGGAUUGUAUUGUUCUGGAGGAACUGAUUCCCAAGCAGAGAGAUGGGGAAAUGGAAGACUUGAAAGAAGAACGUGCUGCUCUCCAAGGGAAAGCACAUUCUCAAAUGCCAAACCUACAAAGCCAACCUGCAAACAAGGGCUUUUCUUCAUCCACAGUUCUUUUCACUCCUUUGAAUACUGCUGUCACUGGUAACAGUGACAGAUCUGUUGCAGACCUGUGUUCACCUGCUUUCCCGAUCUUAGGCACUACUCCAGCUUUUAGCUCCCAAGCAUCCUUCGAAAAGGUCCCUGUGGAAGUUGUUGAGCAGGCUUGCUCCACACCCCAUCCUUCUCACUUGGAAGACAAAGUCAAUCUUGCCAAUAAUAGUAAAGAAUGCAACAGUUCAGCCAGCUCACCAAAACUGGAUUCCAGCCUGCAUGUGUCAGGUAGGCAAGGACAGCCUGCCUGUGACUGUGACUCUGACCCCCAAGCAACACUUCUACCCAUUGAGUCAUUCACUUUCAGAGAAAAUCAGCUCUGUGGAAGUGCAUGCCUGGAGUUGCAUAAGCAUUCCAUUGAACAGACUGAAAUGAUGGAGCUUCCUGCUUCUGGUAGCUUAAACCCAGGAAAGCUACACUUGGUUUCGAAGCUAAAGAAUCCUUCUGGUUCCUGUUCUGUGGACGUGGGUGCUGUGUGGUGGGAAAGAGCUGGUUCUAAAGAGCCAUGUAUCAUAACUGCUUGUGAAGAUGUCGUUUCUCUUUGGAAACCUCUGGAUACUUGGCAAUGGGAAAAAGUUUAUACCUGGCAUUUCACAGAGGUUCCAGUGUUACAGAUAGUUCCUGUUCCAGAUGUUCACAAUCUUGUGUGUGUAGCUUUGGGAAGUUUGGAAAUCAGAGAAAUCAGGGCACUGAUGUGUCCAUGUGAUGGCGAACAUGGAAAGCAAGCACUACUGAAGUCUGGAGACAUCAAAGCUGUGCUAGGUCUGACAAAGGGGAGACUAGUGAGCAGCAGUGGAACAGUUUGUGAUCAACAAGUAGGAGUCAUGUCAUUUGCAGAAGAUGGAGGAAGUAAAGAAGAACAGCUUUUGAUGCCUCCAGAAGAGACGGUCCUGACUUUUGCUGAGGUCCAGGGGAUGCAGGAAGCUCUGCUUGGCACCACCAUUGUGAACAGCAUUGUGAUCUGGAAUUUAAAAACUGGUCAACUCCUGAAAAAGAUGCACAUUGACGAUUCUUACCAAGCUUCGACCUGUCACAGAGCCUACUCUGAAAUGGGGCUCCUGUUUGUUGUUCUGAGUCAUCCUCAUGCCAAAAUGAAUGAGUCAUUUGGAAGCCCUGUGUUUCAGCUGAUGGUGAUCAACCCUAAGACCACCUUUAACAUGGGUGUGCUGCUGUACUGUCUUCCUCCAGGGCAGGCUGGGAGGUUCCUAGAAGGUGAUGUGAAAGAUCAUGUUGCAGCAGCAGUCUUGACUUCCGGAACAAUUGCCUUUUGGGAUUUGCUUCUUGGUCAUUGCACAGCUCUCCUCCCACCUGUCUCUGACCAGAAUUGGUCUUUCGUUAAAUGGUCAGGUCGGGUCUCUCUCUAGCCGAGGCCAAGAAGUCCCAGGACAUCUUUAUACAGAUACUGAGAACCAUUGACUAUUUUCAUGCCAAAAGCAUCACCACAAAGACAUUAGACCCAAGAAUAUCCUGGUAGAUACAGACGGGCAUUUCAGAUUGUGUGGAGCAGCUCCUUGGAUGAAGACUCAAGUGGUGGGGAUUAGCCUGGCAUCGCACACCCAGCCCAGAGGCUUCCAGGGAAGGAGGAGGUUUGUCCAUCCAAACUGGGAGGCCUGAGGAAAUCUGGCCUGGUGCUUCCCAUCCAUACCAUUCUCCCAGUGGGAGUUUGAGCCAAAAGGAUACCCAAAGCAGCCCGUGGAUGAGAAAUCCUUCUGUCCUCUCCUGGGAGAAACAUCCAGCCUAUUUGCUAGAACACAUCCCUGCCCUCCUGAGUCCUUGCCAUCUAGUUUCUGGGCCAGGGGACAUGGUCUCCCCCAUGAGGGAAGACUUGUCUCCCCCAUGAGGAGAGAUUUCUCUCCCCAGACAGAACACCAUUCCUUAGACAAGUCCCAUCCUCCCAAGGUGCCGUAUCAAGAUUGGGAACAUAGGCACCAAGCACUCUGAGGUGGUAGAGAGCAGUGUUUUGGAGAAAAAAGGAUGCAGGUAUCCUUGGGAAUGCUGCCUGGCUCAAGUUUUCCCAAACUGUGCUCUAUGUGAGGUCAUAUGCAUCCUGUAAAGGAUUACAGGACAGCCGGGCAGAAAUCCAACUGCUCUCUGACCAGCUGCCUCAGUGCCUGCUUUAUCAAAAGCAUCCUCCAACCUGGCCACCUCCAGAUGAACUGUCCUGCUCCAUCAUACCUGCUACACGCAUUUCAUCUCACCAAAGGCCCCUAAACAAUGGAGCCAGGCCAACUAGAAAGCCUCUGAAAGUAUGAGCAAAGUAAAUCUCGCCUCCCAAAAG